CCCGUGGAAAAUAGAACAAAAUAUUAACUAGAAUUGAUUUCAAACAAAUCAGUUGAAUUAUAAUAGCAAUGGACAAACUUGGUUUGGGCUGUCCCUUUUCGUUUCUGGGCGGAAAACAGCAGGAAUCGAGUAGCGGACCCGGCUUCCUGGAUCUCAACUACGAGAUUUAUCUGGAAAUAUUUUCAUCCCUAAGUUCUCUGGAGGAUCAGCUAAAUUUGGGCCGUGCACACCCACUGUUCCGGAACGUGCUAACAGACUUUCUGCGAACACGCUACAAAAAAAUCAAUGUGCGGAUGCUGAAAACCAUUCCGGACUGGGAGUUCCUGUUGCAGCUGUGCGGUUCCGAAGUGUCCAGAUGUGAUGUGCCCCACGGUCGCUGGGACGAGCCCUUCACCUACCCCUUCCUGGACCUCCUCGGACGCCACUGCCCCAAUCUUCGACAGGCAGUCAUCAUAUUCAUGCACGCCGACACAGACACGCCGCCGGAAACGGGGGACAGGGGCCAUAUCAUGCAGCAGCUCCUGGAGCUACCCAGUCUAACCGAUCUCACCCUGAUUGAUCCCAGAUCUGCCCAGUAUCAAUUACGACACUUCACUAAGCUGCAGAUCUUGGACUUGGAUGGAAUCGAUCGAAACCUCAGUGACCACGCCUUUCAGCAGAUGUUUGAAAAUAAGAUCAGCGUGAAGCGAUUGCUGCUAAACUUCAGCCGGGAUCACAGGAGAUCCCGCCAAAUGGCCCAGCUGGCAGAUAAGUUUCCGAACUUGGAGCACCUGACUCUCGAAAACUUCGAUGUGAACUUUCCGGAGUUGGGUGAAUUCAAAACUCUCCAGUCGCUGCGAUUAAUAUCCCGAUGGAAAGUGGAAGUGUGUAAUGACUUCUAUAGAUCGGUGGCCCAACGCAUUGAGAACCUCCAAAAGCUACAGCUCAUCUCAGUUCGUGUUAGAGGCGACCAAGUGCAUUACUUUCUGGCAAUUAGCCAACUGAGAGCUCUGGAUUGCGACAACUGGCCAGCUCAGUCGGUUGAGCAAUUGGGUCAGUUAACAGAUCUCGAGUGCCUGGCCCUGGAUUGCAUUGGAUCGCCGUCGAACGCAGGACGUCAACUCCUAUCCCUCAUACAAAACUGUUAUAAACUAAAUCACCUAAAGCUGGGCAAACAUUGGCAGUUGCCCAUCAAUGAUGUAAAUGCAUUUCUGACCAAAGUGACGGAACUACGAUCGGAUCCGAAAAGUAAACUUCUGCUUACCUUGGACUUUAUCAGCAUACCGGAUACUCAAGAAAAGUUCAAACAUCUUUUCAGGGAUCAUGAGCACUUGCGAGUCUCCUUUAAUGGAACCACUUGCCACCACUGUCAGCCCGACACCCACUCCAAAUGCGAUACCAUCUUUGACUAAUUUUAUUUUACCCAAAAACUCACCUCGCAGUGGGACGCUUCUAU
This is a messenger RNA of Drosophila subpulchrella, 1435 nucleotides long. RefSeq lists its product as uncharacterized. The record is from RefSeq and is a predicted model, not a curated record. Bases 69 to 1391 code for a protein of 440 amino acids. Lineage: Eukaryota; Metazoa; Arthropoda; Insecta; Diptera; Drosophilidae. The transcript has 3 exons.